ACAACAUGACGGCGAAGUUUUAACGUCAUUACAAUAUAUAUAGAACAGGACCACAUAUCAGCAUGAAACACGCAAUAAAUCAGGUACACGUUGCAUGGUACAUCAGACGGUUAAGCUUUUUCAUUUUAAGUAAAAUGAUAUCUAUAAGAAACACUUUUCCGGCUUCUUGUCAAAAUUUCAUUUUUCUAGUAAGACAAGCACACAACCAUGUAUUUUCCGAUUUCCAAGUUAACUUUACUUGCUGUCGCGGCUCUUUUCACAUCUUCUAUUGCAGUUGAUGUAGAGGCCAGACAGACCCCUUCUCCGGAUCCAGUUCCAACGCCCACUCCAACCCCAACACCCACCGCAAAAACUACCUUGAAUGCUUCACAAUCCGCAUCCCAAUCAAUGGAAAUACAAGUCGCACUCGCUUCCUAUGCUUCAUCUCUCUCUGUAGCCUCAGUAUCAGCUGUCAAGGCUGGAUCAACGGUAGCUUCGUUACCGGGCUAUACACUAGCUGCUUCGGCGGUUGGUCCCGGAUCUUCAAAUGCAGCGAAAGCUGCUACAGGGAACUCGGGCUCUGGGAGAGGUGCAGAGGUGGAUAUGGUGUGGGUCAAUGUUGGAGUGGGAUUGGUGGUUUGUGCGGUGGGGUUGUUGUGAGGGGAAUAUUUUGUGGAAGGCUGGGGAUGAAAAGAGAUCCUCACUUUCAAAUAGGGAGUGAAGCGUAGAAGGGGUGGAGACUUUCUAAUCCUCCUUUGCUAUCUCACUUGAGUUGGAGUCCGGGAGGAGUGUUAAGAUGACUUGGAGGAUGAAAAAGUCAAACUAUGGCUCAAUCAUCGAACAUUGUCAGUAUGGUCAAUGAUCAUCUGAUAAUCGAGUUCAAAUGACGCUCAGAACUAAUAAGUGUCGCAUGAGAUGAAUAAGGCCGACGAUAUGGGACAUGGCUGUCAUCACAGUUUUGGCUAUGUACGCAGAGUCAAUUUGGUGGCAAAGGUAUGAUGGGUAUGGACAAAAGUCGUGUUUUUUUGCCUAAUGGCCGGAUCAAAGUGAAUGCGGGUACAUUCAUACGAAUUGGAUGAUGAAUUUAUGAGGUUUUACGAAUGGGUUUUUGGUGGAUUACAUUAUUUAGUGUAAAAUGGAGAGGAUGUUACAGUACAGAUGUCACAUGUCCAUCGCUAAAUAGAAAGUUGAGUAAGGAAAGGAAGAGGAAGCAAAGUUGCUCUUUCCACUUCAUUUAGAAUAGAGAUCGAAUCAACUAGCUAUUG
Messenger RNA from Botrytis sinoallii, 1244 nucleotides. RefSeq lists its product as uncharacterized. Lineage: Eukaryota; Fungi; Ascomycota; Leotiomycetes; Helotiales; Sclerotiniaceae. Bases 208 to 639 code for a protein of 143 amino acids. The transcript has 2 exons. The record is from RefSeq and is a predicted model, not a curated record.